CGUGUUUGUGCCAGCCUUAACUCGUUGUCUGCCGUCUAGUCGUUACCUCCACGUAGGCCAAGCCAAGGUGUGAGAGGUGAUUCACACCGAAUGCCUUCAUACUUUUGAUUAGUCAAUCUUAUUGGAUCAGCUACGUCGUCAGCUUGACACGCGUGACUCCGGUUCAACCGGCGAUUACGUUUCCAAAGCAAUUGACUGGCCGAGGUAGCGCCAUCUUGGAAGAAUGAGACAUCUCCCAUUACUGGCAGGCAAAUAAGGCAGCAUAUCGACAGGCUAUCUUGUAGCAAAUACAGACAGGCUGUGGCCAAGAACAUCAGCCACCCUGUGAAAGCGAAGGCGAAAAGUAUCGGGGACUACGAUUGUUCGGAUGAUCUGGGUAACAUACAUAGCUCUGGGGUGAAUCUACAUAAAGAACGCAAGCCUGCAUUCAAGUCAGGCGAGUAACAAAGCACUUGGAGGACAAAGCUACGCACCUUAACUCAUACCAUUACACUGCCUCGAUUUCAAGCUUCAAUAUAGCUUCUCCCAGGUGAAAUAACAUUGUCAUCUACAACAAUACCAUGGCUAACCAACAGCCACUUGACAUUAAUAAUGUGCAAGGUGAUAUCCUUGAGGGACUAGGGAAGAAGACGGAGCUCUUCUUCUUCUUCCGUAUCAAGGCCGGCCAAGGCCUCCAUUUCCGAGAACACCUGAGAUCAAUCAUUCCUCUUAUAACUACCACCACGGAAGCCAAGAAAUUCCAUCAGACCAUCAAGGAGGGCAAGAAAGAAGCUGCCAAUGAAGGCAGGCACUUCCCCCUGAUUGAGAAUAGUGGUGUGAAUAUCUCAUUCUCCCAGAAGGGUCUGGUAGCGCUUGGAAUCACCGAUGACAUUGGAGACAAAGUGUUCAAGGACGGAAUGCUGGCGGAUGCAGCGAACCUAGGCGAUAAUCUCACGGAAUGGGACUCUGAUUUCAAGAAGGAUAUCCACGGCGUGUUUGACAUCACAGCCAAUAGCAUGGUUGUGCUUGACAGAACUCUUGAUCAUAUCAAGAGAAUAUUCCGAUCCGGACAUAAGGACGCCACGAUUGAGGAAGUUACUCAACUCCGAGGUCAGGUUAGACCUGGUGCUGAGAGUGGUCAUGAGCACUUCGGCUUCAACGAUGGACUCUCGCAGCCAGCCGUCGAAAACGUUGAUGCCGGCGUCAUAUCCGAACCAGGCGAGGCGCCUGUCCGUCAAGGUGUAAUCCUCCUCGGCCGUAAAGGCGACGACGGCCUCGUGUUUCCUCCGGGUACUCCACCACAGCAUGUCACGCGCCCGUCCUGGGCCCUUGACGGAAGCUUCCUCGCGUUCCGCUACUUGAAGCAGCUUGUCCCUGAGUUCGAUACCUUUUUACAGGAGAACGCUUUGAAGGGUAUCCCGCCUGCCCCUGGGAAUCCCACUGGAGCCGACCUUCUCGGCGCUCGUCUCGUUGGGCGAUGGAAGAGCGGCGCCCCCAUUGACUUGACACCUUUGCGCGACAACCCCGCUUUUGCUAAACGUCAAGAUUUCCGUUUCGACCCUAAUAACCAGGAGCGUUGUCCUUUUGCUGCGCACAUCCGAAAGACCAACCCUCGCUCGGACUUGGACGGUCGCGGCGGUACGGAGAUUCGCCGAAUCAUUCGCCGUGGCAUCGCCUUCGGACCUGAGGUAACAGAAAAGGAGAAAAGGGAGAGGAGAAGCUCCCCCGACGAGAAGCUGGAACGCGGCCUUCUUUUCGCCUGCUACCAGAGCAAUCUAGGCAAUGGAUUCCACUUCAUGCAACAGAGCUGGGCAAAUAACCGCACUUUCCCACCCAAGACCACUACUGUACCUCCGGUCCCAGCGCCGGGCAUCGACCCGAUUAUCGGUGUCGCAACGGAUAACCUGCCCCGGCAGAUGGUGGGGGCGAGCCCGGACAUCUCGGGGGCGAAUACGGAACUAGAUUUCAGCGCUAGAUGGGUGAUCUCGCGCGGUGGAGAGUACUUCUUCACGCCGUCCAUCCCGGCGCUGAAGAAUACUUUCGCGGCUCCUUGCCACCCUGGUCAGCAUGGUCGCCCCGAGUUGUGA
Molecule: messenger RNA, 2066 nt
Organism: Xylaria bambusicola
Lineage: Eukaryota; Fungi; Ascomycota; Sordariomycetes; Xylariales; Xylariaceae
Exons: 7
Coding region: 561-2066 (501 amino acids)
Cellular component (GO): cytosol
Molecular function (GO): heme binding; peroxidase activity
Source: RefSeq, a predicted model, not a curated record